GAACAAGAACAAAAGAAAAUAAUAGUGGAUCAAGAUAAUUUCGUAGUAAAUUGGUUAUCAUCUAGUCAAUCUUUUCAUCAACAACAAAAAACAAAUUUAACUAACAAUUAUAACAAUAGUUGUUAUAAUAACAAUAAUAAUAUUCAUAAUAAUCUAAAUAAUUUAUUUAAAUUAAAUGAUAAUGAUAUUAUAAAAAACAUAAAAAAUCAUAAUGAAAUAAAAGAAAUUAACAAUAAUAUAAAUUCUAAUAUAUUAGAUUUAAAAGGUAAUACGAUAAUACAGCAAAAAAAACAACAGCAAAUAGUAUAUCAACAAUUACAACAGCAACAAGAAGAAUAUCAAGAACCACAACAACAAGAAAAUCAAUUAAUAUCAUCAAAAUUAUUUAAAUUACAAAAUAAUUUAACUAAAGAUAUAACAGCAUCAACAACAACAACAACAACAACAAUAAAAUUAACUGAUGUACCAUUAAUAAAAACAACAUCAAAAAUUAUAAGAUCAUCAUUAAUUUCACCAUCAGUAUUAUCAUCUUCACCAUCAUCAUAUUGGGCAAAUAAUCAAUGUAAUUAUAAUAAUAACAACAGUAAUAAUCAAGAACAACAACAACAACAACAACAAAAAGAUUAUAAUAAUAAAAAAAAUAAUUUAAAUCAAAUUUAUUAUAACAAUAAUAAUCAACAACAGUAUUAUAAUAAUCAUUAUCAUCAACAUCAUCAUCAUUAUUAUUAUCACCAUCAUCAUCAUCAUCAUCAUUAUAAUAAUAAUUUAAAAAAGAUUAUAAAUCAAAAGAAUAUAAUUCAAAAUAAUCACAUUAUAUUUAAUAAUUAUCAACAACAACAACAACAAUUUCAACAAAAACCUAAAAUUGAGCAACCAGCACAACAAGAACAAAAAGAAUAUCAACAACAACAAUUAAAAAAAGAAUUACAAUCAUCUAUCGAAAAUAAAUUAUCAUCAUAUAUUCAAAAAUCAACAAUAAUAAGUAAUUUUAAUUAUCCAAUGACAACAGGGAUAAAAAAUUCUAAUAUUUAUAACAAUUAUAAUAGCAAUAAUAACAAUAAUAAUAGCAAUAGUAAUAAUAGUAGUAAUAACAACAAUAAUAAUAAUAAUAAUAAUAAUAAUAAUAAUAAUAAUAAUAAUAAUAAUAAUAGCAAUAAUAAUAAUAAUAAUAACAAUAAGAAUAACGAUAACAAUUUAAUAAUAAAAAUGAAUCCAGAAUUUUGGCAACAAUCUCGUGGACCACCAUCAUCAAUUGGUUCAUCAACAACAAUAUUAACAAAUCAUCCAAUAUUGUCAGUACCACCUAUUGCAAAUAUUGUUCCAAUUAAUGAUAAUAUUAUUAAUAAUAGUAAUAAUACAUCAUCAGCAACAACAAAUAUAAUAGCACCAGUAGUAGCAGCACCAUCAGCAUCAUCUUCAUCAUCUUCAUUAUUAUCAAAUAAUUUUAAAAAUUUUGAUAAUACAAGUAAUACUAAUAAUAAUAAUAAUAGCAAAGAUAAUUGUAAUAAAUAUGAACAACAAUCAAAUUAUAUACAUCAUCAUCAUACAAAUACAAAUUUAAUUAAUAAUGCAGCUGUUGCAGCUGCAGCAGCAUCAGCUAGUAUAUUAGCACAAUCAGCAUUACAUCAUCAACUACAUCAUCAAUUACAUAACAAUAAUAAUACUAAUAAUAAUACUAAUAAUAAUAAUAAUAAUAUACAAUCUCAAGAAACAUCAUUAAUAACAAUUGAAUCAACAAAUAAUAAUAAUAAUAAUAAUAUAACAACAACUUCAACAACAACAACAACAACAUUAACAACAACGGGUAGUAGUAGUAGUUCAAUAAUAAAUCAAGAUAACAAUAAUUAUUCAAAUGAUAAUAGUAAUAUUAAAAUAAAUAAUAAUGAUACUAAUAAUAGCGAUAAUAAUAAUAAUGAAAUAAUAAAUAAUAAUAGUGAUAGUAAUAAUAUUGAUAUAAGAAAUAAUAAUGAAAUAAAUGAUAAUAAUGAUAUUAGAAAUAAUAACAUUGAUCAUCAUACAAUAUUUCAUCAUAUUACAAAUCGUCAACAUCAUCAACAAAAUCAAAAUAUAUCACAACAACAGCAACAACAACAUCAAUUAAUUAAUCAAACAAAUCAAACUUUACAACAGCAUUAUAAUUUACAACAACAACAACAACAACAUAAUAACGAUAGCAAUAAUAAUAAUAAUAAUGAAAAUUUAAAUAAUUCUGAGACAAAUUGUAAUAAUUCAAAUAAUGGAAAUAAUAAUAAUACAAAUUCAUCAUCACAUCAUCCGCCACAAAGUAUAACACCAUCACAAAUUGGUGUUAAUAGUGAAGAAAACCCAAAUUCACCAACAUCAAGAGAUCCAAAAUAUAAUAAUAAUGAUAAAUUUACAAAUGAGGUUCAGCUACAGCUAUCACGAUCAAGUAGUGCAGCGGCAAUAAGUGAACGGACUUUAGAAGAAUGUUGGUCAACCCUGCAACGUUUAUUUAUGCACAAAAGCGCUAUGCAACAAAUACAACAAAUACCAAGAGUUAAUUUAAGUAGUUCCGGUGGUUUAUCUGGUUCAACUGGAAGCGGUGAAAUUAAACCACAUCAAUGUCAACAAUGUUUAAAAAGUUUUUCAAGUAAUCAUCAAUUAGUUCAACAUAUAAGAGUACAUACUGGUGAAAAACCAUAUAAAUGUACAUAUUGUGAUAGAAGAUUCAAGCAAUUAUCUCAUGUUCAACAACAUACAAGAUUACAUACAGGUGAACGACCUUAUAAAUGUCAUUUACCUGAAUGUGGACGAGCAUUUAUACAAUUAUCAAAUUUACAACAACAUUUAAGAAACCACGACGCUCAAGUUGAACGUGCUAAAAAUCGUCCAUUUCAUUGUAAUAUAUGUGGUAAGGGAUUUGCCACUGAAUCAAGUUUAAGAACGCAUACGUCCAAGGAAUUGCAAUUACAUUUAGGUGUUUUACAACAACAUGCAGCACUAAUAGGUGGCGCUAGUGCUACUUCAUGUCCUAUUUGUCAUAAAUUAUUUAUAGGUGGAGAGGCUCUUAUGGAGCAUAUGAAACAUUCACACAAAGAUAAUAGCAUAUCGGGAGUUCCAACUCCAUUAAAUUCUCCAUCAAAAUCACCACCACCAAAUAAUUAUUAUCCAACACCAGCAUUUUUUCAAAAAUCUAUAAAAAAUCAUAAUGAUGAUAUGAGUGAUUAUGAAAUUGAUAAUAUAAGAAAAUCAUGUUUAAAUUCAUCUGAUUCAUAUUUGGCAAAACGUAGAACAGCUAAUCAUCCAUGCCCGGUAUGUGGAAAAUAUUAUGUAAAUGAAGGUUCUUUACGUAAACAUUUGGCAUGUCAUCCGGAAACAUCACAAUUGACAAAUAGUUUAAGAAUGUGGCCAUGUUCUGUUUGUCAAGCAGUUUUUACACAUGAAGCUGGUCUUUUAACCCAUAUGGAACAUAUGCGUAUGGAUCCAAAACAUCAAUUUGCCGCUCAGUAUGUUUUAUCACGCGCAGCUGCUGAAAGACGUGAACGUGAUACAUUAUUAGCAGCAGUUGCUGUAUCAGCAUCUGGUUCUGGUCUAUUAUCUUCAAUUGGUAAUAAUGCUGGUUCAAGUAUUGAAAGCGGUAAUGGUAAUAAUUCAAUUUGUCCAUCACCAUCACCUUCAGAGAGUUCCUCCAAUGGAGGACGGUUAUCAUCGACAAGUUCUGAACACUGUAGUAGCUUAUUAAAUAAUAGUAGUAAUAACAACAAUAAUAAUAACAAUAAUAAUGACUGUGGCAGUAAAUUAAGUGAUAUAUUAAGGAAUUCAACAACAUCAACAAAUAAUAGUAAUAAUAAUCAACAUCAAAAUCAACAACAACAACAUCAUCAUCAUCACCAUCAUCAAACACAUCAUCAUCAUCAUAUUAAUCAACAUUAUAGUGUUGAAGAUUUACAUGCAAAUCGUAUGACACUAAUGGCUGCUGCAGCUAAUAUUGCUAAUUCUGGUGGUAAUUUAGUAUCACCAGUUGGUAGUGUUGUUGAUUCAACAACAGCAGCUGGAGCUGUUGUACAACAAGCUGUAGUUAAUUUAGCUGCUGCGAUGCGUAUCAAUCAACAAGUGAAUAGUUGCCAAAAUUUAAAUAUUAAUUUAAAUAAUAAUCAAAAUAAUUCAAAUAAUAACGGUAAUAGUGGCAAUACUAGUAUUAAUAAUAAUAAUAACAACAAUAAUAAUAAUAGUAAUAACAAUAAUAAUAAUAAUAAUAAUAAUAAUAAUAAUAAUAUAAUAAAUAAUAUUGGUAUAACAAAUUCUAGUACAUCAUCAAAUAAUUUAACUGGAUUAAGUGGUAAUGAUGUAACAUCAGUAGCAUCUGCAGCUGUUGCACAAGUUGCUAUGAAUGCAAUGCGUGUAUCAAUGGCCGAUACUCUCAUGAGAACACAAAUGGAACAACAACAACAACAACAACCUACACAAUCAUCAUCGUCGUCAUCAGUAACAGCAACAAAUCUUAUUAUAGGCAAUAAUAACAAUAAUAAUAAUAAUGAUAAUCAAAUGAAUGCUACAAAAUCAUCAUCAACAACAGAAAAUGAUUCAAAUUACAAUAAUAAUAACAAUAGUAAUAUUACUAAUAAUAACAAUAAUAGUAAUAAUAAUGAUAAUAAUUCAAUUAAUAUAAAUCAAUUAAAUAAUCAUCAUCUGCAUCAAUCACAUUUACAUCAUCAUUCACAUUUACAUCAUCAUCCUUCACAUCAUAAUACUACAUCAUCAUCAUCAUCAAUAAAUUCAACAAAUUUAUCGCAUACAAAUGAUGCACAAUUAUCAUUUCGACAUCAAGCUGAAGCAUUACUUAGAUCACAAGCAGAAGCUGCAAUACGUUUAGCUGUAUCAGUUGCUACAUCAAAUAGUAAUAAUAGUAAUAACAAUAAUACAUCAAAUGAUUCUAAUAAUAGUAACUUAAGACAAAAUAAUAGUAAUAAUAGUAAUAACAAUAAUAACAGUGAUAAUAAUACUAAUAAUAAUAAUGUAUUUGGAAUUGGUGGUUCAACAUCAACAACUAACAAUACAAAUAAUAUUAAUAAUUCAAAUAAUAACAAUAAUAAUAAUAAUAAUAACAAUAAUAAUAAUAAUAACAACAAUAGUAAUAAUAAUGAAAGUAGUAAUAGCAGUUUACAACAACAUCAAUUUACAACAUCAUCAUCCUUAUCAACACAGCAAGCGCAACAACAACUGCAACAACAACAAUCACAAUCGAAUAUUGCUUCUAAUCUUAAUAAUAAUAAUAAUAACAACAGUAAUAAUAAUAAUAAUAAUAAUAAUAAUAAUAAUAACAGUAAUAGUAAUAAUAUACAACAAGUUAGUUCUAGUGAUUUAUCAGAAGCAAUAAGAUUACAAGAACAUAGAUUAGAACAAGCCUUACGAUUGCAUAAUGAUGCAAGAGCAUUAAAUUUUUUAACAUCAAAUAUUGUUAAUAAUACUGCACAACAACAACAACAGCAACCACAAUUAACAAGAAUAAAUAGUAGUAAUAAUAGUAAUGAUGCAAAUAAUGAAAACAAUGAUGUAUUGUCAAAUAAUAAUAAUAAUAAUGAUAAGAAUGGAGUACAACCAUCACCAGUAUUAGAUUAAUCGAUUAAUGUUUUUUAGUUAAAACAAAAGGCAAAAAUUUUAAAUUAAAUUUUAAUUGGUAAUUUUAAUUUUUAAAAAUCAGAGUUUUGAUCAAUUUCAAAUAUUAAUAUUUUUUUUUAUCCGGACUCGUUUUCCGGCUUGCUCCUUCUGUGUUCAAAAAGAAAAUUAUCUCUAUAUCACAUAUUCCCACUUUAUUUUUUUUUUUUUGGAUCCAAAAACAUUUUUGUUUAGAAUAGAUUUUGUCAGUCUCUCUUUCUAAUUAUUUAUGCUGUAUGGCGAAUUUUUGUAAGGCAAACAAUUAUAACCCACCUUUUUCAGAUUUCCCGACGGUUAUACAUAUGUAUAACUUCAAGAGAAUUAUUUUAAAUUAUUAAUUUCAAAAUUAAUUACAAUAUGUAAGUUAUAAAAAUUAAUUUCAUUUUGUGGGUUCAUAAGACUGUCUUCACUAAAGUACGGUAUUAACAAUGUGUGUAUAUUAUAGUUUUUCGUAACGUACCAUAGAAAAGUAUUGUGACAGUUACAAAUUUUGUAUUCAGUAAUGUCAAUGUAAUAUUGUAAUGGGAUAGUUUUUUGCAAAAUUUAGACAUCAGGACAAAUAAUACUGCUUAUAUACGAACAGAAUUUUUUUGCCUUAUUUAUAUUUGACCUAUUUUUGAACGUACAUCUCGUCAAAAUCAAUUUAUUUGUUAUUAAAAUUCUUUUUUUUUUUUUAUUAGAAUCCUAAUUUAUAAUUAAAACGAAAUUUUUCUAUUAAAUCCAAAAUAUCAUUUAUAACAAGAUUUUAAAAUUUUUACAAUUUUAACAUUUUGUUAACCAUAUACCGUAUUAUUCAGAACUUUGACAGCAGAUUUU
Condylostylus longicornis is the source of this 6432-nucleotide messenger RNA. RefSeq names its product WD repeat-containing protein DDB_G0292056 (gene dati). The annotation marks the transcript as partial. The record is from RefSeq and is a predicted model, not a curated record. Lineage: Eukaryota; Metazoa; Arthropoda; Insecta; Diptera; Dolichopodidae. The transcript has 7 exons. Gene Ontology annotation, cellular component: nucleus.